UCUACAAUACAACAUGGAUUUAGUUGCAGAAAAUGAAAACGAGGUGUUAUGCGAGAAAAUUAUUAACGACAUACAAGCGGUAUUUCUCAAGGACCCAGACCUCUCAACAUUUGAAAUCAUACCGACCAUUUUGAAUCGCAAUAAAACGCCUGUGGUGCAUGCCGAACAUCAUCUGGGCCUGGAGUCGUGGUGCGUGAAACAUGUAUACGAUCAUGCGCACAAGGCUAUAAUUGGAUAUCGGCGCCAACAUCAAUCACGCUAUUUGCAACACAGUGAUGUGCUGCUGAAGUAUCUGAAUGUGGCAUUGCUAAUUAAUACGGAUGUGGCCACAUUCUGGAAUAUACGCCGCCAAAUGGUGCAGACGAAUCACUUGAAAAUAAAUUGCGAAUUUAAAUUCUCCGCGCUUAUAUUGUCGAAGAAGCCCAAAUCUAGCGAAGCCUUCGCAUAUCGACGCUGGUUAUAUUCGUUUCAGAGUCACGAUGCUAUCGAUUGGCCCAGUGAGUUUGGCAUUUGUGACCGUUGCGCCGAUCGCAGCGCAAAUAAUUACCACGCGUGGACGCAUCGCCAGUGGGUUCUACAGAAUGCGCCCGAUCUUAUCCGCUCCGAAUUGAUGAUUACGGAAAAGUUCAUGCGUAAACACAUCAGCGACUACAGCAGCUAUCAUUAUCGCCAAACGCUGAUUGAGCGCGCCUACGAAUUAUGCUACUACGAAUCAAAUGAGCUCGAACAUUUACACAAUUUGAAAGAUUUGAUCAGCUAUUAUCUAGAAGAUGAUUUAGAAAUACUUAGCACAGCCGAUGUGUUGCAAAUAUUGUUGCCCGGUGUCGAUCGGGAGGCUGUGGGCGAACCACGGCUCAGCUCCUUUCUCUAUUGUUGCAACUUGGCUGCGCAUGAUAUACGUCUGUGUGACGAUCAGAAGAAUAUGUAUGGCGAGCGUGAAUCUUUUGAGAAUCAUAGACGCUCGUCGUUGCGUUUCAUUGUGGAGAAUUGUGUACGUCUGUUGUUGGGCGAAUUGCCCGGUCUGUAUUUGACGCCGCGCACGUAUGGGCAACUGCAGGAGUUCAAUGCAGCGCUGAAGAAGUUCGAUUAUGCCACCAAUGCAUUUUUGUCGGCGCUUAAGCGUUCGGAGGGCCUGCUGGGCGACUGCCAUCGCAAAUGGUGUACAAUUUUUUUGGGCUUUAAUUAUGCGUAAAGUGUGCCAACACAGUUAGCUGCUGAAUUUAGUGAACUCAUUUUCGAGUUUUAGUGGCGAAAACAAGCACAGCCAAGAAACGUUAUAAUUUUAUAUUCAAGGCAGGAAAAUUUAAAUUUGCUGCUUUGCACGUACUGAGCCACUUCAAAGGCUCUUUACGUUUUUAAUGAUUUUGCAAAGGCAACAAGGAACAAUGAAUAAAGUUAUAAAUUUAAUAUCGUCGAAUAAAAGAUCAUACAUACAUAAGUUUCCUCGACUAUUGUUAGCUGAGCUUAAGGUCAUGGUUUAGCAUUGCGCGCCAAAAAUUUUAAGUAUAAUUACGUUUUCUUUAAAACUGUUAAAGAUAACCAGUUUUUUGGUGUCAAAAAAAAAUUUUGAUAAAAUUUAAAAAAGAAAAAGUGUCAAAUAUAAGUUAAUUCCUGGUUUUUGUCAGUUUUUCAAACCGUUGUGUUUUUUUAGUGCUAAUAAAAUGUUACUUUCUUACUCGUUAUAUUCGUUACAUAAUAAACAUACAUACAUACAUAUAUAUAUGUCAAGAAAUUGCAUUUAUAAUUUAAUUUAAAACUAUAAAAAAACAUAAUAUUUUGUAUCAUCUUUGUAGUUCAUUUCGACGCUGUCUCCCACACUGUGCAUAAAAUAUAAAUCUAAGUAAUCUUAUAAUAUAACUACCAUUUUGCAUAAGUAUAAAGGUGUAAUUUUAAACAUUUAAAUUUUUCAUUGAGUUGACAAACAAAAAUACCUUUACUCCAAAUACUCUUGUAAUCAAAUAAAUACGUUUUAAGGAAAGCAGAACUAAUAUAUAGUUAGCAUUUAAUAGAAAAUUGUAGCAUGAAUUUAAAGGAAUGUAUGUAUAUUGUAAA
Molecule: messenger RNA, 2052 nt
Organism: Bactrocera tryoni
Lineage: Eukaryota; Metazoa; Arthropoda; Insecta; Diptera; Tephritidae
Gene: temp
Product: protein prenyltransferase alpha subunit repeat-containing protein 1
Exons: 3
Coding region: 14-1192 (392 amino acids)
Biological process (GO): protein prenylation
Cellular component (GO): cytoplasm
Molecular function (GO): protein prenyltransferase activity
Source: RefSeq, a predicted model, not a curated record